Messenger RNA from Amphimedon queenslandica, 2113 nucleotides. RefSeq names its product hemicentin-1-like. Gene Ontology annotation, molecular function: cell adhesion molecule binding. NCBI's taxonomy places the organism in Eukaryota, Metazoa, Porifera, Demospongiae, Haplosclerida, Niphatidae. The record is from RefSeq and is a predicted model, not a curated record. The transcript is spliced from 8 exons. Gene Ontology annotation, cellular component: cell-cell junction; plasma membrane. Gene Ontology annotation, biological process: cell-cell adhesion. The coding region runs from base 32 to 2113 and encodes 693 amino acids.
AGACAGGCGGGUCAUCCAUAUUGGCCAAGCAAUGGAUCCCGCAAGAAGAUCUCCUUUUCUCUUUCUUCUUUUAUCAUUAAUCUACUCUAUUAGUCUUUACAGUUUACCAGGGAGCUCUAAUGCCCAGUUGCUAGGUGAGAAUGGCAGUGGGUCAGCCUCUGGAAGCGGUGGAGGUCUGCGUGAAGACUUUGACCCAGUCAUAGUACAAGGUCCUACAUCACAAGCUGUUGUAGUGGAAGAAUCGAUCGAGCUCUUUUGUUUUGCAAAUUACACUGACACAAUUGAGUGGCUCAAAGAUGGCAGCAUAGUCUCAUCCUCCAUGACUGUUGUGGCGGUUGAGACAGAAGAUGAUGACGUGUUGCAGAGCAUUCUAAGUUUUAAUGCUAGCUUGACUGAUAGCGGUGAAUAUGUCUGUAACGCCAGCAACAGAUUUGGGCAUGUUUUGUCUAACACUGCUACUGUUACAAUAUUACAUCCAGCUAAUAUCACAGUGUCUCCUAGUGGCCAGGUCAUUAUAAAUGAAACAGAUGAUGUCAUUCUCACCUGCCAAGGAUUCGGAGUCCCUCUACCAUCUCUCACCUGGUUAAGCAAUGAAACAAUGCUCGGUUCUGGUGGGGGCCCACUAGGAUUUUCAAUAUUAACUAAUGUCAGCGAUGAGGUUGAGAUUACAGUUAGUACUGGUUUGGAUUCCCAAGGACGAGCGGUGACUCUCUCCCUCCUAACGUUGUUCAGCGUAAUGAAAGCUGAAGAGGAUAUAACUUACACUUGUAACGGUGAUAAUGGAGUUGUGAAUGACAUUGGAGCAAUUAGCAGUCUUUCCGUAUCGCUCAUUAUUCAAGUCCCACCGUCUGUUUCAGUCAAUGGUCGUCGUACAGUUUUAGGUGUCGUUGGUGAGAGUGUCACGUUAUCAUUUAACAUUACUAAUGAUGAUCCACGAGUCACCACUAAUGGCCUACAAUGGAUAUUCACUAAUCUUGAGGGCUCUACCGAUAUCACUGGUUCAAACAUUGAUGGUUUUACUUUCUCUGGGGACUUGUUGACCCUGAGUAUCAUCGGAGUGUCUCAUAGUAAUGAAGGUAACUAUACUUUAAUAGCGAGGAACCCUGCUGGUUCAGCUGAGUCUACUGUUAGUCUUGAGGUGGAAGCUGGCCCAGUGAUCAUUGAUGCUCCUGCUAGUCAGCAGGUCCUCACUGGUCAAGAUGUUCUGCUGAAUUGUACUUCUGCCUCAGAACCACUUCACUCCGUUGUCUGGUUCUUUAAUUCAAGUACAGAGAUUGUUAGAUACAACGCUACUACAAGAGAUUUCUUCCUCAUUUCUAAUAAUAAAUAUAUCUUUGAAGACCCCUCCUCUCCAACAUACGGCUCAUUAACUAUCAGGAAUGCCUCAUUAGCUGAUGCUGGACAAUACACAUGCGUUGUAUCCAAUAUCCACAUGACACAGUCGGCCUAUGCUUCUCUGAGAGUCCAAUUGCCUCCUAAUGUAAACAUUUCCUCCUUCCCACUGUCUGGAAUUUAUGGUGACACAGCUUCAUUUACUUGCACUGUCAGGGCGUUCCCCACUCCUACAGUCACUUGGAUUAUCAAUGGUAGUAUUAUUAAUCCUGCCACUGAUCCAGGAGCUAGUGUUAGUUUUUCUAUGCCAGAGACGGAUACUUCUGUUAGUGUGCUAACACUCAGUAGUUUGACCCUCGAUGACAAUGGAGGUUAUCAGUGUCACGCUGUCAAUGACUUGGCGGAAAGGGUUGAGGCUCUUUCCGAGUCUUUUAAUUUCUCUGUGUUCCAUCCUCCUAAUGUAACUACUCUUGAGCCAAGAGAGAUCAUCAUAAACCAAACACAACCAGCAAACUUCACAUGUCAAGCUUACGGAAUACCAACUCCAUCCAUCAAUUGGAUAAACGUGUCCAGUGGAUUGAUAGUACAACCAGUAACUGGUCUCAUUGAUAUAAUGGAGACCUUACUGCCUCCAACUACACUACAGUCAGUACUAGUGUUUAGCAAUGGAUUAAAGACUGAUGAGUCAAUAUAUACUUGUAUUGGAAUCAAUAACAUCACCAAUAUAAUACAGUCACCAGAACAAGACAAUAUAACCUUAUUAGUACAAGGUAAUGUAUAA